GCGAUCGAUCACGUCAUUCCACACCCUCGCUGAACUCAUCCAUCAAGUUCUUAUUAUCUUACCAACACCAACCUGCGAUCAAUCCACUCCAACAAGCUGCCUCUUGUCGCCCUCUCUGUGUUACAAUCAUGCUCCUUGUCGAAUUCGCCACUCGGCUCAACGAUCACCAUCCUCAACUGGCAAAGAUUCUCACUCUUCCUAACCUAAUUCAUUUCGUCAAUCUUGCUAGCGAGGUCUAUCAGCGAGCCAACAAAGCCCUCAAAUUGUCUUCUGUUGACACUCGAAUCAUACCCUUCCUACAUCUUGCCUUGUCGCUCCCGAUUGAAAUUGGUGAUUAUGAAGCCCUUUGGAACCUCACGUUUGCUUCGCUACCCGCCGCUCACAACGAUCCAGUCGCCCUAAUCCGGACGCACGGCCUGGACCCAAGUUUAAAGCCAAAGGUAUACGAAAAAUACUUCAUUCCCCCUAUCUCUCAAUGCUUCAAGUGUAACCGCCGUUCUGCGCACAGCCUUGUCCAACGACCUCGCAGGAAUGGCUAUCUGUACGAUCUGGAUGGCAUCCAUUCUGCUGAGUUUCACACCUGGGCUUGUUUAGAUUGCAAAACCUACUACCGCCCGUCGUAUUAUACACACGAAAAGGUCAGGCAUUACUACACUCCAGAUCAGGGAAUGGACCCGCUUCACUACCAGGUGCAUUGUCACUUUGGGUUCUCUCAUCGACUUGCCCAAGCCUUCUGGCAAUCCCAGAUGCUGGGCCAUACAUCUCAUUUCAACCUAGUCAACCUUUUCAACCUUACGUACUUUAAUGGUCAGCAAGUGCCCAAGCACCCAGAAGCCGUCUCGAUAUCACCUAAGAUAUCGCAAGAACUGGUUCGCGAUGCGCUGGACCUCUUCAGUUU
Molecule: messenger RNA, 898 nt
Organism: Melampsora larici-populina 98AG31
Lineage: Eukaryota; Fungi; Basidiomycota; Pucciniomycetes; Pucciniales; Melampsoraceae
Exons: 4
Source: RefSeq, a predicted model, not a curated record